Pomacea canaliculata is the source of this 330-nucleotide messenger RNA. RefSeq lists its product as uncharacterized. Bases 1 to 330 code for a protein of 109 amino acids. Lineage: Eukaryota; Metazoa; Mollusca; Gastropoda; Architaenioglossa; Ampullariidae. The transcript has a single exon. Gene Ontology annotation, molecular function: protein binding. The record is from RefSeq and is a predicted model, not a curated record.
AUGGUGUUUGACAAAGUCUCGACAAACAGCGGAGGCGGUUACAGCAAUACCACCGGGGUCUUCACUGCACCUCGCGGAGGUUUCUACGUCUUCGACGUCAUCCUGGUCCAGAAUCUGACUGAUAGACUAGAGGAUUCAAACUGGAAUUUGAAUGUCAACGGACAGAUGGUGCCGCGCAGGUUGUCAUAUUCUUACUUUAGCAUCACCCAGUACGAGUACAUGGUGACCCUACAGGCUGGAGACAAAGUCUCAGUCUCCAGUCAAGAUUCACUCAACGUUUUUCCAGCUGACUCUAGCUCCUUCAGUGGCUCGCUCGAAAAGGAUCUUUAA